CAUUUAUACACUGAUUUCAAAAUAUCAAAACCAAAAAUAUAUACAUAUAUACACAUUCGCAUGUACAUAUAUGAACGUUUCUAUAUGUAUACAUUAUUUUGGGAGCAAAAGAAAAUUCAACACUUGUUUCCACAACAAAUUCUACAGUCACAUUCAAAUCAGUUGCACGCGAGACGUGGUGUUGUUCGAAACAUUUUCAAUAUUUUUACUAAACUUUUUUUGUGAAUUUCUUUUCCAAAUGAGCUUUCAAAAUGAUCAGUAGUAACCGUACAAAAACAUAUGUUUUUAAUAAAAAAUAAAGUUGAAUAUGCAUAAAAGUGUUUAUAAAAUAUAAAUCGUAAUUAAAUAUAAAAACAAAACUAUUGCAUAAUAAUACAUGAUAAUUAAUAAAGGAAAUUACAUUCCAAAUAUGAAAAAACGUGAAUUUUACAAAAUAUAGAAAACUAAAAUUAAAUAAAAUUAUUCGUAUUGUCCCAAAAAAAGCUUUUAAUAUUAUUUUUAAGAUGUUUGCAUAUGUACGGACGCAUGUAUUCAAUUUUCGAAAUUAUUAUAUACAUACAAACAGACAUACACAUGUAUUAUGUAUGUAUGUACGUACAAAGCGUAUAUGAAAUGUACAUGAAGAAAUAAAUUUUAAAAAUAAACUUAUACCUGAAAUAAACAAUUAAUUGGAAAACCUGCUGGUCACCACUGCUAUAACCACAUACCUCCAUACACCUAUAGUAUGUUUAAAAUACGCCCUAGUUUUGUGUUUUUUAUUACUUUUUUUUCAUCUUGAAAAAGACAUAAUGAAACAUUUUGAAUCUUGAGUGGCCAAGAUAAACCAUAAAGGUGAAUAUAUACCAAGUGUUGCUUGUGUGGGAAGAAGAAGUGUUCCCAAAAUAAAAUAAAUAUAAACAGAUCUUUAGGAAAAAAAGUACCCAAAUGAAACAAAAAGAAAGCAAAUAGUGAUGCAAAAAAACAUGAUAUUUUAAACAAAUUCUAUAUAAUUUUAAAAUGAGCAAUCGUGAGCAGCCACCGCCAGCCACUGAUGAUAAAGGAUCAGAGGCGGGGGCCGGUUGUAUAAGUUCGCAAGAUUUUCGACAAAAUCAUUCAACGCAACGACCACCUAUGCCGCAUGAAUUAACGGCAGAAUGGACAGUUAGCGCUCAAUUGAAAUUUGCCAGAGCUGGGGAAGCAGUUAAGAAGGAAUUUAGUACAAAUGACACAGUCAAUCCUGUACGAGUGUUUUAUAAAUGGAGUAAAAUUGAUGACAAUACAACGGCAGGCGGUACACAAUAUGAUGACGACAAAACAUCGGAUUUAUUUAAAAGAACUUCUUCUAGAUCUUCAGCACGUUCUCAAGAUCCUAUGAAGAAUACAAACCCAUCAGAUGUUCAGAAAGGAGAGAGCUUUCGUUCCACAACAUCAUCAAUGACUUGCGGUGAUAUCGGUGGAGGAGAUUCUGCAUUUAGUGGUUCGAACACUUCAAAUAAACCUCAAAAUGACUCUUUGACCACUGAAGUUAAAGAUUCAUUAACAAACUUUUACGGUACCAGAUGCCGCAGCACAUGUAACAUUAUAGUUACUGCUGUGGCAGAUUUCUUAUCUCCCACUGACAUGCAAACAAUUGAUAAUAUAUCUAUUGAAAAUACUGAAAUGGAUUCGAAGCCAUUUGUAUUCAACACCACAGCUAGUUACACUGUGCAACCCGAAAAGUUUUUCGACCAGGCUUCGUAUUCAGAAAGAGCUAAACAUUUAAAUUUACGCGAUGCGGUUUGUCAAACUAGUGACACUGAAAUGAAAUAUUUUGUUCAACAUGAACGUAAGCGAAGUCCUUUGGAGCGACGAGAUUCACGAAGAUCAUAUGAUUAUAGAAGAGCUACAGUGGAUGAUUUGCUACAGCAGCCCGGAUUUAGAGGCCGUAUCAGUGAGGAACACUCUCAUAUGCCUUCCUAUAUACCUUCACCGAUUCAAACGUCCAAGUCGUCUUCGUUACCUCGUGUUUCUUCGUUGAUGGGAGGCGGUGUGGAAAGUAAAAUUGAUGACAAUUGUUUUCCCACAUUGACGGCUUCAGAGGCCCAAAAGAAACCACGUACAGUUCAUAUCGAUGUAUAUUGUACUGGUUCCGAGGACGACGAUCAAGCCGAUGCAGAAUCUAGUUCGGAUUCUGAAGACGAUAAAAGACUUGAUCAAGAAUCAAAUUCAACAUUUCAAACUGUUUUGGAUAAUGAACAAAUACGCUUAAGACAUCAGAGAAUAACGGGAAGCUCUCUGCCCCGUCGAUUAGCUGAAAAUAAUGCCACGAAGCUACCUAGCCAAAAAUCUGAUAGCUCACAGAAUAUAAAUAUAGGUCAUGCUAUAACGAAGUCAAGCACUGCUGAAGAGAUUCAUGAAUCAAAACAGUUAUUGUUUCGGAAACAUGUUGGCGAUCAGAGAGCUGUAAAGCUUCAGAAUCUUCGACAAAAAUAUCUACGGCAAUCUUCAGAUGAUACCUUAAGUUUAGGCUAUCCAAAUUCAUCAAGGUCGACAGUUCGUGACAACACUUGUAGCAGCAUAUCUAGUAUCUUAGCUGGACAAGAUGUCACUGAAACUUCAUGUAAAGAAACUGAUGAACUUGAAGAUCUUUCCUAUUCUUUAGCAAAAUCUGAUAGUUUUGAAUACGAAAAUGCUUUGGAUCGUUUAAGAAUACGACAAAUGGAACGAUUAUGGUCCCGAAGUCACUCAAAUGAAGACGAAUCCAAGUUGCACCAACCUGGAAAUAGUCAUUUACAAAGCAUUUCUGAGGUUACAACUUUCCAAAGAAAAUCUCCAAGUACAUCAAUAGUUCAUCAGCAAGAUACUUUACCGACUCAAAUAGAAAUCGUCUCUGAAACAGACCAAAAUUCAUCGUACUCAAAUGAAACCUUCAAUAGGUCGUCGCCCGUUAAUGUUUCAAAUUAUAAAUUUCAGCAGACCUCGCAUUUUCCGAGAAAUAAACCAGGAUUUCUACAAUUUUUUGGUCCGCAUUUGGAACAAUCGCAAACUCUUAACGUAGAUAUGUUGUCCCAACAACAACAAUCUAUUCCUGAACUGCAGAAUAAGGAAUCAACAUUACUCUAUCCAAAUUAUGGUGCUGGUUUACAACGCUGGAAAAGCGAAACGCGAGACAACUUAUCGGCUUCUGGUACACCAGUAUUAACACCUACUGAUUUAAGUAGGCAAACGUCUCCACAACCACCUCUACCUCAUCAAACUCCGCCUCCCUACAAUAUAAAUUUCCAACGUAGUGGUAGUGAAGCGCCACCUAGUACUACUAGUGCCAUUACUUUUCCCAUAACGACACCCACUCCAGCUAGACGUUUUGAUAUGUAUAAUCGCCCCAGCCCCGCUAUCAGUGAGGCAUCCACACAGCCACCACCUUUGGGAUAUUCCUCGGAAUACCUUGACAAGGCUAAGAUGUUUGGCAAGGUUGUAGCUGCACGUAAACCUGGUCACCACGUUGGCCCUACAAAAAAUCCGAAUUGUUCUUGUGAAAGCUGUCAAAGAUGGCUAGCAGAACGUUUCCAAAUACGUGGACGAGUUUUUUCUCUGGGUGAAAUGCCGGUUUUAAAAAGAGCUACAUAAUGCUUUACUUACUCAUAAUAAGUAAUAAAAUAAAUACAUACUGCCAAUCUGAUAGAUACUACUUAAUAAAUUAUUAGAAUUUUCUCGUGCAUUUACCAAUUUCAAUUUUGUAUCCUAACCCUAACAAUUACAUUAGAUUAAGAUUUUUUUUUUAAAUUAUAGUAAUGUUGUAAUACUAACAGAAAUAAAUCUAUUAUGAAUCAAAUUAAAAGUUUUAAAUAUUUAUAACUGUGUUAAAUAUUUCAUUGGAAAUUUUUACUUCUCAAUUUCGAAAAUAAAGUACCUAAAU
Lucilia sericata (common green bottle fly) is the source of this 3874-nucleotide messenger RNA. RefSeq lists its product as uncharacterized. Bases 997 to 3585 code for a protein of 862 amino acids. Lineage: Eukaryota; Metazoa; Arthropoda; Insecta; Diptera; Calliphoridae. The transcript has 5 exons. The record is from RefSeq and is a predicted model, not a curated record.